Owenia fusiformis is the source of this 1296-nucleotide messenger RNA. Lineage: Eukaryota; Metazoa; Annelida; Polychaeta; Sabellida; Oweniidae. The record is from the annotation of a GenBank genome assembly.
GGAUAACUAAAGAUAUUACUUAUUACAAGAUAUAAUCUUCAAUGAGCCGGUCUUCCUUCCAGAGAGUUAAUGAAGUUGAUUAAUUUUAUACGGAUUAUUUUUAACGUUAUACAUCCUGAACCUGGCGUAGUAAAACGGAAAAUAGAAACUGAUAAAACCCGAGGUUGGUGAACAAAUGUGAAGUGAACAAAGCACAAAGGCAUUCAAAUUCAAAUACAUCCUAGAAAUACAGCAAGAUAACACGACGGAGACAGUGAUUAUGAAAAAUGCCUUCGACUACAUCUGCAUCGACGAAUUACUUUUCACAACGCACCGAAUCCCGUAAGGACUUGAUAUAGUUCAAAACUCGUAGAAAGAGUUGAUGACUGAGUUGUCAAUACAUUACAGAAUGGCAGGUUAUGAAAGGAACCCGAAUUAUAGUGAUAAUUUAAAUUUUACUGUUUAUAUCAGCACAAAUGAACCGCCAGGUGGACCGCCGCAGAACUCUUCUCCGGAAUUUGACGGAGUGCCGAAUUAUAUCCCUGCAUGCGUGUCGUACAUUGGGACCAUAACAGGAACAAUUGUGUCAAUAACUGGUAUAUUUGGGAACAUUCUUCUAAUCAUUGCCAUCCUAACAAUUCCUAAAAUGAAAAAGGCUUCAAACAUCUUCGUUGCGAGUUUGGCAUUUUGUGAUUUACUUCAAGCGCUGGGAGUACAACCACUUUACAUUUACACGUACGUUCAUGGAGCGUGGACGUUUGAUAACAGCGUUUGCGUUUACGUUAUGUACUUAAGUAAUCUGAGUAUACUUUUGAGCAUACUUCAUAUCGCAGUUAUAGCAUUUUACAGGUAUCUUAUAGUGGUCCAUAGACGCACAUCCAGGAAACUGCACAAAAAACUCGCCAUCUUUAUAAUACUGGGAAUUUUAUAUCUACUACCUUUGGUCAUAAUCGUGGCUCCGACACUUCCAAAGCUAGUCGGAUACACUGCUGCACAUCCGGAAGGCCCCCCUCUCGUAUAUUUCAACACAAAAAUCAUGUUCUGUGUAUACAAACGCCAUUCAUAUUCCAAUAUAGGCGGCUUCAUAAAGAAAGUACUGUUUCUUGGAGGAGCGGGAUUAUUUCUUAUUUUUUGUUACGUUAAAAUCUACGCCUCCGUCAAAGAGAGUGGAAAGCUGGUGGCAAAAUCAGGAAGUCAUGAAACGUACACAAUGCAUCCAUACUCUCAGACGACAGGGAAAAUAAUAACCAAACGAAAAGUGAAAAAACACCAUUUUUCUCUCGAGUCGAUUAUGUGGGCCGAUCCAGUCAGAAAAAA